Podospora bellae-mahoneyi is the source of this 1305-nucleotide messenger RNA. RefSeq lists its product as uncharacterized. Lineage: Eukaryota; Fungi; Ascomycota; Sordariomycetes; Sordariales; Podosporaceae. The record is from RefSeq and is a predicted model, not a curated record.
AUGGUAGAAGAGAUCAUGGCCGGGCCUCUUGGCUACGCCCUCCUAAGUACGAUUCUCCAGGUUUCAUGGGGUACGCGGCACUUGAGGCUUCGAAAGCGGCACUAUCGAGUCUUGACCACAUGGCGAGUAUGGUUGGGAGUCAUCUUUGUGUGUUAUAUCCCAGCGUCAAAGGCUGGGAAGGCACAGAGGCGAGGACGCGUUGGGCAGGUCGUGGUGCAACCGGGAACCCGCUUUGGAUUAGAGAGAUCAGAGCAUCGUCUUUUAACAGCUGCGUCUCAUGCAGGCACAACUCUGGGCCGUUUCCUUUUCCCCGUGAUCCAGAGUGUGCAAGCUACUUUCGAUACAUUACGGACAGGCACAGGUUUUAUACCGACCGAAGAGGGGAUGCCCGACCAGAACCCCCCCCUUCCUCCCGGCUUCACCGCAAGGUCAGCUUCAUCACAUUCGCCCCACCCUCCAAUAUCAUCUCCAAAGGACGCGCAAUAUCUUGCUACGCACUGGCUUCCUGUCAGGGAGGAGACACUCAGAGUCCUCCGUAAGAGACGGAGCCUCUGGACGAAGACCCGGAGCCGGUCUACCACCCAGGAGUCACCCUCCUCCCCAGUGUAUGUUGAGAUUCCGAAGAAGACAGUGAAUCCAGAGGUGCAUGCAGUGGAAAUAUUCCUAGACAUACCGCAUGGCAUGCCAGGUGAAUGGCCAUCCCAUCACACCCCCUCUCGUAAUAGGAGACGCACCCCUCCACCCCCUAUCCCAGUCUCGCCUGGCACUGUCAAAGUGAGAAUAACCGGUCCAAAGCCGACAUCAACAUCCGACUACAUCAUCGCACUUCCUGAGACCCCUCCAGGUCGUGGCCGUCCUCCUCCACCUGACCGUCAGCCCACAAAGCUCAAUAGAGAGGCUGGCGAGGAAGCAGGAAAGACGCCAACGUCAACAGGUAAUGAGCCACAGAAAGGGAAUCGUCAUGGUACCGGGGCCCUAUCGACACCUCCGCAUCUCACACAAACACGUCCGCCCAGCCCCUGGACUGGGCCAGGUUCAAGCACAGAGUGGAAUCAAAGCCACUUGACUGCGGAUCAAAGGAUCGUGCUGCUGAAGUAUGUGGCUGGGGGCAGGCCGAGAGUAUUUCAUGAACUUGUUGGCCCUGGUGAGAGUAUUGAAAAGACUGACGACGGAAUUGGCAAGGGUACUGGCAAACCUGACGAUCCCACGCCACUACCCAACAAGGAGAAAGACCGAUUGGACACAAUGGGACGCCUGGGCUCGUACCUACGAGACACGUGGGGACUUUCCAGCACCACCAGAUGA